Molecule: messenger RNA, 2448 nt
Organism: Oncorhynchus masou masou (cherry salmon)
Lineage: Eukaryota; Metazoa; Chordata; Actinopteri; Salmoniformes; Salmonidae
Gene: tpst1
Product: tyrosylprotein sulfotransferase 1
Exons: 6
Coding region: 541-1776 (411 amino acids)
Biological process (GO): peptidyl-tyrosine sulfation
Cellular component (GO): Golgi apparatus
Molecular function (GO): protein-tyrosine sulfotransferase activity
Source: RefSeq, a predicted model, not a curated record
UAUCCUAAUUUUGUUGCAAAAUGUUUCUUAAACGGAAGCAAGCUGAACGAAAACGAGGAAGAACCUAACUGAAUUAGUCCAAUAGAAACUCUCGUUUUCGUUGUAAAAACGCAACUGUUUACAACUGUGUGGACGAAUGAUUACACCACCUUCUCGUAAAGCAGGGGAUACGCGUUUGCAGCGAUACAACUGAAGAGAAAGCAGUACCAAGUAUUAUCGUGCGUCGGAUCAGUGGAACAACAGCGAGCAAAUAGAACGGAAGGAAUGUACCAGCAACGGUGUUCAACUAUUAGAUCAGCAGCUUGAUCAACUGUCUCCGGCGCUGGAUCCGCUACAUUAGGCCUGAUGGAGCUGGGCACUCGACGAGCGCUGACCACUGAGGAACACCCACCACACUCUGCCUCCCACUGCCAACCUUGAAGGGAGGGACCCUCUGCUCCCCCCCCCCUAAUCCCCUUCCCUUCUCCCCUACUCCUCCUCCUCUACUCCAACAUUACCUCCUCUGAUACACCUCCAUCCUCACCCCUCUGUGGUCCUGAGAUGGUGAUGAUGGGGAAGCUGAAGCAGAACCUGCUGGUGGCCUGUCUGGUUAUCAGCUCAGUCACAGUCUUCUACUUGGGUCGUCACGCCAUGGAGUGUCACCACCGCAUCGAGGAGCGCAGCAGCCAGCCUGGGGACCAAGGGGUUCUGGGGGGCCUUCAGGGGCCGGGAGGGGUCCUCCUGGGCGGCUCGUUGGGCUCCUCCGCCAUCCUGCGGGGGUCCAGACCCGGGGGCCAUAACCUCUCCGCUCCAUUCGUCUACAACAAGGACAUGCCCCUAGUGUUUAUUGGAGGGGUUCCCAGGAGUGGGACCACGUUGAUGAGAGCCAUGCUGGACGCUCACCCCGAGGUUCGUUGUGGAGAGGAGACCAGGGUUAUUCCACGUAUCCUGGCCAUGAAACAGAUGUGGUCGCGGUCGGGGAGGGAGAAGAUGCGUCUGGACGAGGCCGGUGUGACGGACGAGGUCCUGGACGCCGCCAUGCAGGCCUUCCUCCUAGAGAUCAUCGUGAAGCACGGCGAGCCCGCCAACUUCCUCUGUAACAAGGACCCCUUCGCUCUGAAGUCCCUCUCCUACCUGGCUAAGAUCUUCCCGCACGCCAAGUUCGUGCUCAUGAUCCGGGACGGACGCGCCUCGGUCCAUUCGAUGAUCUCGCGUAAGGUGACGAUCGCUGGCUUUGACCUGGGCAGCUACAGAGACUGCCUGACCAAGUGGAACAGGGCCGUAGAGACCAUGUACACUCAGUGCCUGGAGGCCUCAGACAAGUGCCUGCCGGUGCAUUAUGAACAGCUGGUGCUCCAUCCAGAGAAGUGGAUGAGGACGCUGCUCAAAUUCCUGGACAUUCCCUGGAACGAGGCAGUGCUUCACCAUGAGGAACUCAUAGGGAAAGCAGGUGGUGUUUCUCUCUCCAAGGUGGAGAGGUCUACAGACCAGGUGAUCAAGCCGGUCAACGUGGAGGCCUUAUCCAAGUGGGUAGGCAAGAUCCCUGCGGACGUACUGAGAGACAUGCCCGUCAUCGCCCCCAUGUUGUCCCGUCUGGGGUACGACCCCCACGCCAACCCUCCCAACUACGGCCGGCCAGACCCCAAGGUCCUUGACAACACCAGGAGGGUCUUUAAAGGUGAAUUUCAGCUACCUGAGUUUCUAAGAGAACAAUCUCAGCUUCAGAAGACUCCAGAGAAACCUAACCCGCCACAGAGCCAGACUAGGCAGCGAUGGACAGAGGAAGAUAUCCAAUAAACUCAGCAUCAUCUUUUGGGGACCUUCGUGCUCUUCCAUGGACACGACUUGAUAUAACCGUUUUACACACACACACACACACACGUUAGCCUGUGUCAGUGGGGACCGGACCACCUUGGCUUGGAGAACUCUUUUGGCCUUCGAUGUUGUACUGUAAACGAAUUAUGAUGUGUUUUGUCACUAAAAUGGUGACCAGAAAAUGUUGAUGUUACGUUAUGUUUCUUUCUUGUCUAGGGCUGCAAAAUUCUGGCAAAUUUCAAAAGUUUCCUAGAUUUUUCCAGAAAUCUCAUUUGGAAGAUUCCGGAGUUCAGCAAGAAAUCUGUAAUCCUAGAAACUAGGGUUUCUGGAAAAUACUUUGAAAUUUGAGCAAAAAUUUUUCAGCAUUUUGCAACACUAUUCUUGUCACACCAUGCUCAUCUGGAUUUGUAGUUUUCUUCUGGCUAUAUAUAAAAAAAAAAUCUGUGAUUCUGUUGUAAGAAACUACAGUGGACUUUAAAUGUAAAUCUAAAAAAAAGUACAGUUAUUUAUAGAUGAAAUUUAGCUUUUUGAAGAUGCUAUAUCUAUUUUAAUGUUUCAUUUUGUUUUUUCAUGCCUUUUUGUAUCGUGCAAUUCCAUGGGUACUGUGAUGUACAAGAUCCUAGUAUUGACAGUGAUAAAGAUGGCAUUUUGUAA